CCCAGUCAUCUUGUCUUUUAUGCAAAUAUUUGUUCAUAAGUAUUAUCUGAUCAAAACAAAUGUGACAUGGCAGGCUGCACAGAAUUACUGCAGGGAAACAUAUGAUGACCUGGCUACAGUAGAAACUGACCUUGAUUGGUUAAUACUAAAGAAAGAAUUGGCAGCACAAGGCCUAAAUGAUGUUGUCUGGGUCGGCUUGUACAAUGAUAGCGACAGUUGGCGCUGGGCCUUUAAUGAUAUCCCAAUGAAAAAUACAUUCUCACACUGGAACACUGAACAGCCUGAUAAUUUGGGUGGGAAUCAAGCAUGUUGUCUAUCAGGUCCACUUGGAUACUGGUGGGAUUACACUUGCACACUCCUUUUUCCCUUCAUAUGCUUCAAUGCUAAUAUCAGUGCUGCUGGCAGAUAUGUGGGUGUCACUUCUGCAAUGAACUGGAGUGACGCUCACGCUUACUGCCAAGAAUUUCAUACAGAUUUGGCUGUUCUCAGCAGCACAGAGGAAAAUGACAGGAUGCAGAGCAUUGCAUAUGUGCAGGGACGAUCUUGGAUUGGCCUAUACAGGGACACCUGGAAGUGGUCAGACGGGACAAACACAUCGAGCCUCAUGUGGCUUGCUGGACAGCCUGAUAAUUAUUAUCAAAAUGAAAACUGUGCUGUGCUUAAUAAUGGAUGGUUCAAUGAUGUAAAAUGCCACCAGCUCCACUAUUUCAUCUGCCACACCACUCAUCUACUGCGGAAACAGCAAACAGUGAAACUGAAAGUAAAGUCUUCUGAUGAGAGUGUGACUGAUUCUGACAUGCAGUCGGCCAUUUCAGAGCUGAUCAAGAUGAAGCUGGAUAAAAAUGGCAUGCUGGAGAACACCACAGUGACCUGGAGAGUGCAGUCAGAUGGACAAGUUUUUCAAAAAUAAAAAGGAAAAAAAUGAACUGUAAAUGCUUGGUCCCUUUGUUCAUGUUUA
This is a messenger RNA of Silurus meridionalis, 958 nucleotides long. Its product is annotated as lymphocyte antigen 75-like. The coding region runs from base 20 to 910 and encodes 296 amino acids. The transcript has 4 exons. Lineage: Eukaryota; Metazoa; Chordata; Actinopteri; Siluriformes; Siluridae. The record is from RefSeq and is a predicted model, not a curated record.